Phytophthora infestans T30-4 is the source of this 1704-nucleotide messenger RNA. RefSeq names its product amino-acid acetyltransferase, putative. Gene Ontology annotation, cellular component: cytoplasm. Gene Ontology annotation, biological process: L-arginine biosynthetic process. NCBI's taxonomy places the organism in Eukaryota, Oomycota, Peronosporomycetes, Peronosporales, Peronosporaceae. The record is from RefSeq and is a predicted model, not a curated record. The coding region runs from base 1 to 1704 and encodes 567 amino acids. Gene Ontology annotation, molecular function: L-glutamate N-acetyltransferase activity, acting on acetyl-CoA as donor. The transcript has a single exon.
AUGUGGGUCCGUCCCAGCGCCAUACACUCUCGCAGACUGCUCUUCUCGUCCGCCUGCGGCCACUCACGCUCGACUCUGGGCAGUUUGCGAGUCUUCACGUCCGCCCGUGUAGCGCUGCACGCGGCGGGAUCUCCUUCCGUACCCGUCAAUGAAGCACUUGGUACCGGACACGGUCAUGGCUUCGCACAUGCUGGCCACGGCCACGGAUUGGGACCUGUCGGUCUGGUUCCGCCCACCGAAGACGACCAGGCCGCCUACUCCGAUUUCAUGCCCAUCGUGCCACCCGAGUGUCUGCGCGUGCAACAGGGCUUACAGACCGAGGGCCGCAACACCUCCGUAGGCCCAUCCUCCUUCACCGCCAUGUUCCGAGACAUGUCACCCUACAUUAAUUUCCAUCGAGGCACCACUAUGGUCAUUCAUCUACCGGGGCAAUUGGUCGAAUCCAACCUUUUUGGCGCCGUCAUGCACGACAUUGCAUUACUCAAUACCUUCGGCGUCAAGCUGGUUCUAGUGGCUGGUUCGAGGCCGCAACUUAAUCGCCAACUGUCACUCCGGAAGCUCUCGCAGAGAUUCGACUGCGGCAUGCGCAUCACGGGACCCAUGGAGCUCCAAUGUGCAAUGGACGCAGCAGGCUCUGUACGGUUUCAGAUUGAAAGUUACCUCGGGCGAGGAAUUGUCAACUCUCCGGGACGUGCCAGAACUAUAAACAUUGCUUCGGGUAACUUUAUCACGGCACAACCGGUGGGUGUGCGAGGGGGUGUGGACUUUAAGAACACAGGAGAAAUGCGACGACUCAAUGUGGAUAAGGUGCGCACUGCACUGGACGACGGCGAUAUUGUGCUCAUUUCGAGCAUCGGCUACAGUGCCAGCGGUGAGGUCUUCAACUGCCUCUCGGAGCAGGUGGCUAGCAAGUGCGCUAUUCAGUUGGGGAGUGCUAAGCUUAUCUUUCUGCAUAAUGGCGAGGAACUAAUCGACUCGCGAUCCAACUCAGUCGUGCAGACUCUGGUCAUCGAGCAGGCUCAACAGUAUGUCGAACUGGCUCGACAAAACCCAGAUAUUAGCGGUGACUUCUUGCUAUACCUGAAGGAAUCUAUCAAGGCGUGCGUCAAUGGAGUCAAACGCUCGCAUCUUGUCAGUCGGCACGUGGAUGGUGGUUUACUACAGGAACUUUUUACCCGAGAUGGCGAAGGUCUUAUGAUCACAAAGCACAUGUACGAAGGGAUCCGCAUGGCUACAACUAAUGAUAUCGUGAGCAUCAUGCGCCUCAUCCAGCCUUUGCUAGACGAUGAUGUGCUCGUGUCGCGCGACCAGGAACAGAUUGAGAGUAACGUCGACACGUUUACAGUUGUGGAGCGCGACGGUGCUAUCAUCGCUUGCUGCACACUUCAACCCUACGAAAACAACUUUGCCGAGAUGGGUUGUGUGGCUGUGGAUUCCACGUACCGCAACCUCGGCAAGGGGAAUGCUAUGCUAGGCUACAUUAUGCGCAAGUCGGCAGCUAUGGGCGUCACCAAGCUCUUUGUGUUAACGACACGAACGGCUCAUUGGUUUUUAGAACGCGGCUUUGUGGAGGCCACAGUGAAUGACUUGCCUCCAUCGAAGCUGGCCAAGAUCGACCUGAGGCGCAAGUCCAAAGUCUACAUUUGCGACAUCAGCACCAAGAAAGCUCUUGACGAGAAGGAGCUGCUGCUUCAGAUGGAAUAA